AUGAGACAAGCCAGCGCCGACCUACCUGUUGAUAUCCAAGCCCUGGUCAACCAGACCAUCGACAGUCUUCGUGAUCUCGUGCCAAACACGCCCACCCUUGUAUCUGAUGAGAUCCAAGAUGCGGUAUUCGAUGCUAUAGAUGCUGUGGAUAAAGACAUAAGGGCUCUUAAUCUUGCUAUACAUGACAACCCUGAGCUUGGAUUUAAAGAAUUCAAAGCCCACGAACACUUAGUGAAAGCUCUUGAGAAGCUUGGCUUCAAGUUGAGCAAUCCUAGUAGUCUCCCUACUGCAUUCGUCGCAACCUAUACCCACGGCGAAGGAGGUAGAGUGUUCGGCCUAAACUCUGAAUUUGACGCUUUACCCGAAGUCGGUCACGCUUGUGGACACAAUCUCAUCGCUGUUGUGGGAGUCGCUGCCGCCGUUGGACUAAAAGCAGCUUUGAAAGCAUGCAAUAUCUCAGGUACUGUCAAGCUCAUCGGUACCCCUGCUGAAGAAGGUGGAGGUGGAAAGGUUAUCUUGCUCAAUGAAGGUGUAUAUGACGAUCUCGAUGCCUGUGGUAUGGCUCAUCCUGGUGGAGGAUACGGUCCAACACCUUUCACCGGAUCAUGUCCCGUUGAUGGACCAGCUACUCUCGCUCGCUCCGGUUUUGAGAUCGAGUUCCAUGGUCGAGGGGCUCAUGCUGGAGCCGCACCGUGGAUGGGUAUCAAUGCACUAGAUGCUGCCGUGCAAGGCUAUACCGCGGUCUCAAUGUUAAGGCAACAGCUUGAACCUACCAUGAGGGUUCACGGUAUCAUUCUAGGAUCUGAGACGUGGGCACAAAACAUUAUACCAAAAUACGCCAAAGUGUCGUACAGUACGCGUGCGUUGGACGUGAAAGCAUGUUUAGAGUUGAGACGAAAGACUAUAGCAUGCUUCAAAUCUGCAGCAGAAGCAACCGGUUGCAAAUUCAAUAUAUCUGCUCCUGACCAAGAGGUAUAUGCGGAUGUACAAAACAAUUUACCAUUGUCCUUGUCGUACCAAGAUUUCAUGGAGAAGACAUUUGGUGAUAAGCUGGAGAUGACCGGGAUGACCACAGCCAGUACAGAUUACGGCAAUGUCACCUACAAAUGUCCAGCCUUUGCUCCAAACUUCAUGAUUCCCUCUCCUACCGGAUCAGGCAACCAUACAGCUGGCUUCGCCGAGUCAGCAGGUAAACCCGAAGCUCACAGAUUAGCUAUGAAAGUCGCUAAAGGGUUAGCCGUCAUUGGAGCCAAAUUCCUAAGUGACGAUGCGUUUGCCAAAGAGGUGAAAAAGGAGUUCAAAAAGUUUAAGCGGGGAGUUGGUGAGGUUGAAGAUAUCUUGAGCUGUAAAGAGUUUGCUGCGAUAUAA
Kwoniella botswanensis is the source of this 1368-nucleotide messenger RNA. RefSeq lists its product as uncharacterized. The coding region runs from base 1 to 1368 and encodes 455 amino acids. The record is from RefSeq and is a predicted model, not a curated record. Lineage: Eukaryota; Fungi; Basidiomycota; Tremellomycetes; Tremellales; Cryptococcaceae. The transcript is spliced from 11 exons. Gene Ontology annotation, molecular function: dipeptidase activity.